GGGAAAACAGAAAUAAAGCCGAGCUCUGUUUAAAUAGACCUGUUUUUGCUUUUAGGUCAUGCGCGUUUCCAUUUUAUUUUAGAUUGAGUUAUGUUUUAAAACGUUUCAGUUGAAUGCGCAAUUACGCAUUAAUGCACGAGAUUGACAUGCUGUGUGCUCUCACACUUCCUCUUUAUGUUCAGUCUCUUCCGCACACACGCUCAGACACACAGAAGUAAACUCUUCCUCCUUUUAUUCUAAUCGCUCGCUCUACACCUGCCUAGAGACCCGGUAGCUCGCACCGGACUGCAGUGACGGAGAGAGGGUCAUGUCUCCGCGCUGCUCUCUGUGACCCUCGGCUUCCGCUUCCCUUGUUUUUGUUUUGUUUUGAUUUCGUGGAUUAAAUGCGCUUCACCGGCUCCCUGAAGGUGCGCGUGGGCGAGGCCGUGGACCUGAAGCCCACCAGCGCGUCCACGCGCCACGUCGCCGCUUUUGGUAAAGCCGGUCUGGGACUGAAUCUGCACCUGGGCGCGGCCACGAGUCUGGACCCGUACGUGGUGGUGAAGGUGGACGAUGGCGCGGUGGGUCAGACGCGCUCCAAACCGCGCACCAACGCGCCGACCUACAACGAAGAGUUCAGCGCGUGUGUGAGUCGCGCAGAGAGACUGGAGCUCGCCGUCUUCCACGAGUCACCGAUCGGCUACGACGACUUUGUGGCCAAUUGCACCCUGCAGAUCGAGGACCUGAGGAAGGGCUCUAGCUCCGAGGAGAUCUUCGAAGGAUGGGUUGACCUGGAGCCUGAGGGGAAGGUGUACAUCCAUAUUACUCUCGAUGGAACAUUUAUUGAUGUUUCUGAUGACCCCACCCCUCCUCCGACGUUUAAGGAGUUCACUCGGAAGCGUCAGCAAGCAGUGAGACGGAGAGUUCAUCAGGUCAACGGACACAAGUUCAUGUCUACGUUCCUGAAGCAGCCGACAUUCUGUUUCCACUGCAAAGAAUUUAUAUGGGGUGUUUUUGGGAAACAGGGGUACCAGUGUCAAGUGUGUACUUGUGUUGUCCACAAACGGUGCCAUCAGCUGGUCGUCACUGUGUGUCCACGCAUGAAGAAACCUACUAAAGAACAGACGGUGAAUCAGGGUUUCAGCAUUAAUGUUCCUCACAGGUUCAGCGUGCAUAAUUAUAAGGUUCCGACAUUCUGUGAUCACUGUGGAUCUUUAUUGUGGGGCCUCGUGAAGCAGGGGCUGCACUGUAGCAUCUGUAAGAUGAACGUUCAUAUCCGCUGUAAGGGAAAUGUCGCUCCAAACUGUGGAGUGAAUAAUGUGGAGCUCGCUAACAAAUUAGCAGAGAUGGGACUUCAGCCAGGAGGAACAAUAAAGCGCAAUCCAGUGAACCCAUCUGCUGUAGAGUCGUCAUCUCACUGUGUCAGUGUGAAUCAAGGUGUGUCUCCAGAAGACAGUAAAGGUCGAAAGUUGCACAUUGAGGACUUUACUUUUCUCCAGGUUCUUGGAAAAGGCAGCUUUGGCAAGGUGAUGCUGGCCUGCUUGAACAACACAGAUCGCGUGUUUGCUGUGAAGAUUUUGAAGAAAGACGUGAUUCUGCAAGAUGAUGAUGUUGAGUGCACGCUAACGGAGAAACGAGUGCUGACUCUCGCACACUCACACCCCUACCUCACACACCUGUACUGCUGCUUCCAGAACCUGGAGCGUCUGUUCUUCGUGAUGGAGUUUGUGAACGGCGGCGAUCUCAUGUUCCACAUUCAGAAGUCGAGGAAGUUUGAGGAGAACCGAGCACGAUUUUAUGCAGCAGAGAUCACCUGUGCACUCAUCUUCCUGCACAGCAAAGGCAUCAUAUACAGGGAUCUGAAGCUGGAUAACGUGCUCCUGGAUCGGGAUGGUCACUGCAAGCUGGCAGAUUUCGGGAUGUGUAAAGAGGGGAUGUUUGAAGGCUCCGCUACCGGAACGUUCUGUGGAACUCCAGAUUACAUUGCUCCUGAGAUCCUGCAGGAGAUGCUGUACGGGCCGUCAGUUGAUUGGUGGGCUCUGGGCGUGCUCCUUUAUGAGAUGCUCUCAGGCCACGCCCCCUUUGAGGCAGAGAACGAGGACGAUUUGUUCGAGUGCAUUCUGAAUGAGGAGAUAAUUUACGCAUCGUGGUUGAGCGCCAGUGCCGUGGACAUCCUCAAAGCUCUACUCACGAAGAAUCCGAGCCGUCGUCUCGGCUGCGUGGCGGCGAGCGGCGGAGAGAACGCCGUUCCGGCUCACGCGUUCUUCAGCACCAUCGACUGGGAAAAACUGAACCGGCGAGAACUGGAGCCUCCGUUUAAACCCCAAAUCAAAACCAGUGAGGACGUGAACAAUUUCGACCCUGACUUCACGAGCGAAAACGCCAUUCUCACUCCCAUCAUGGACGCCGUGAUCCCGCAGAUCAACCAGGACGAGUUCCAAGAGUUCUCUUUCACCUCAGAUGCAAUGCUGGAGUUCUGCGUAUCGUGAAAUAAAUAAAACUAAUACAGAAAAACAAAGCGGCGUCUCAGGAGGAGGAUGACGAAGCGAUGACGUCUGGUCUGUUGAGUCGUGACGUCAUCGUAAUGCUAAUUAUUUAUUGCAGCCGACACGAGAGUUUAAACUCGUGGCUGAAUCGGUGGAAGCUGUGACGUGAGACAUCAGAGCUCGUCGUGACCGCUUGGUCGGUGCGAAGCGAUGGCAUCAGAUUUCACAAAAAUGAAGUAUUAAAACUCUUUGGAAAGUCAUUGCUUGAGUGGAAAGGAUUAGUAUUACAAACCUUUUUAUUGUAGAUAAAGUUUAUUUAAUUUUAUGAAAGCGAAUAUAUCGGAAAUCAUCCCGAUGGGAUCAAAUUCCAGUGGGGAAAAAAGUACUGUCAGUAUUGCAUCAGAGAUUUAUAAUGCUCUGGGUCAGGGGGCGGAGCUAACGUGAACGUUUGUGAUGUGCUACCAGUUAGCGACAUUUGGCUAGUUUUAUUAAAGGUGUAUAUAGAAUUAAUAGCACUAACAUGAGCUAACGUUCAUUAGCAGAUUAUUACAGUGUUGUGUAGCUGAGCAGAACAUCAUGCUGAAGGUGGGAAUGUUGAGGCUGAGGUAAUAUGAUGUAAUAAUGUAAUAAUAUGAUGUAAGCUCCGCCCCUUUUUGAGCCAGGGAAGAGUUUGGGUCUGACUUCAUUUCCUUUCACCCUCCACCUCGUACCCUGCUUCUCUACGUUAAACAGAUAACGAAGACAAACUUCGCUUUUACUGUCAUUAGCAGUGCAGUCUGAAUUUUAUUGCAGAUUUUUAAGAUAGUUUUUUGGCCCAUUUUUCUGUUUAUAAAUCUUUUAUUAAGUCUUUAUUAUUAAUCCGUUCUUAUGCGUCAGCCAGCGUGUGUUAUGCCCUCAGCAGUGGCAGUGUUAUUGAAAGGCCUUCAGCUUCUGGUACCGUGCGACCCCGUGACCUCUUCUCCAGAUAUAAGGACAAGGUCCAGGAGGUAACAGAGAGUAAAAUGUGCCGUGAGGAGGGUAACAAUGCUUUGGAGUGGCUGAAUUUAUGUUUGUGAUAGAAAUAAAAGUGUGUGUCAGUGAGUGUGUGUGUGUCAGUGAGUGUGUGUGUCAGUGAGUGUGUCAGUGAGUGUGUGUGUGUGUCAGUGAGUGUGUGUGUGUCAGUGAGUGUGUCAGUGAGUGUGUGUG
This is a messenger RNA of Tachysurus fulvidraco (yellow catfish), 3650 nucleotides long. RefSeq names its product protein kinase C, eta, a (gene prkcha). The coding region runs from base 384 to 2468 and encodes 694 amino acids. The record is from RefSeq and is a predicted model, not a curated record. Gene Ontology annotation, biological process: protein phosphorylation. Gene Ontology annotation, molecular function: ATP binding; diacylglycerol-dependent serine/threonine kinase activity. NCBI's taxonomy places the organism in Eukaryota, Metazoa, Chordata, Actinopteri, Siluriformes, Bagridae. The transcript has 14 exons.